AUGACAACUAACGUUAGAAAGGAAGUGGCUGUUAUUACCGGUACAAAUAGCAACCUGGGUUUGAACAUUGCGUAUCGGCUCAUAGAAUCCUUAGACAGUUCCAAGCGGUUGACUAUAGUGGUGACCUCUAGGACGCUUCCUCGAGUUAGAGAGGUUAUUGGAUUACUGAAGAAACAUGUCAUCAAACUGAACAAACCAUUAGGGACUGUAGACUACGACUAUCUUUUGGUCGAUUUCACUAAUAUGGUCAGUGUACUAGGUGCCUGGUACGAACUGAACAAGAACUACAAAGCUAUCAAUUACUUUUUUGUCAAUGCCGCUCAGGGGGUCUAUGACGGUAUUGACUGGGUUGGUGCUGUCAAGGAGGUUUGCACUAACCCGAUAGACGCGGUCACCUUCCCCAGCUACAAAAUUCAAAGAGUUGGGGUUAAAUCAAAAGAUGACAUGGGCCUGGUUUUCCAGGCUAAUGUGUUUGGUCCGUUCUACCUUUUACGUAAACUGCUCUCUCAACUAGAGGCAGGAAAGGCAAGGGUCGUCUGGGUGUCGAGUAUCAUGGCUGAACCCAAAUAUUUCUCUCCUAAGGAUAUGCAGUUACUGGAGUCAAACUCCUCGUACGAGGGCUCCAAGAGAUUGGUAGAUCUGCUACACGUGGCAACGUACCAGGAACUGAAGAAAAGGGGGAUACACCAGUAUGUUGUACAACCUGGUAUUUUUACAAGUCAUUCCUUCUACAAGUAUUUGAAUAUAUUCACCUACUACGGGAUGUUACUACUAUUUUACCUGGCCCGACUUUUGGGUUCCAAGUGGCACAAUAUUGAUGGUUACAAAGCUGCCAAUGCCCCGGUGUAUGUGGCGACUUUGGCAAACCCAAGAUUUGACACACAGAACGUUAAAUUUGGGUCGGCAACCUCGUUUGAUGGGAUGGAAUUCAUCGAAAAGACACCUCUGGAUCCAACGGGAUCCAGUGACGUGCACCACUACAUAGAGAAGAAGUGCGAGGAAUGGGACGUGAAAUUAAAGGAUCAGAUUUCAAACACGAGAGUACCAAUCUGA
Messenger RNA from Huiozyma naganishii CBS 8797, 1053 nucleotides. It is a transcript of the gene ERG27, whose product is annotated as 3-keto-steroid reductase. Gene Ontology annotation, biological process: ergosterol biosynthetic process. The transcript has a single exon. NCBI's taxonomy places the organism in Eukaryota, Fungi, Ascomycota, Saccharomycetes, Saccharomycetales, Saccharomycetaceae. Bases 1 to 1053 code for a protein of 350 amino acids. Gene Ontology annotation, cellular component: endoplasmic reticulum membrane; mitochondrial outer membrane; lipid droplet. Gene Ontology annotation, molecular function: 3-beta-hydroxysteroid 3-dehydrogenase (NADP+) activity. The record is from RefSeq and is a predicted model, not a curated record.